Molecule: messenger RNA, 1504 nt
Organism: Galleria mellonella (greater wax moth)
Lineage: Eukaryota; Metazoa; Arthropoda; Insecta; Lepidoptera; Pyralidae
Product: uridine phosphorylase 1-like
Exons: 8
Coding region: 162-1178 (338 amino acids)
Biological process (GO): uridine catabolic process; nucleotide catabolic process
Cellular component (GO): cytosol; cytoplasm
Molecular function (GO): uridine phosphorylase activity
Source: RefSeq, a predicted model, not a curated record
UAUGAGGCAUCGUGUAUGUGCGUAAUCAAAACAUACUUCAAUUUUAGUUUAACACACAAAUAUAGUUAUCUCUUUAUUCAGUAUUGCAUUAUAAGUGGUAGUGAUUGCACGUUGCAGAUUGUUUUUAUUUGAUAUUUAUAUUUCGGAAGUAAUAAAUCCGAAUGGCGGCUUGCGAUUGUGAUAAUAUAUUGCCUCAAGGGAGUGUGGAGGAGCAGCAUUAUGACAACUGCAGAUCGGUUUGGGCUCAGCGACACCCCACCAACCUGCCUCUUUUAAAGAAUGAAGAUGGCACUAUUGGCCUUAAAAAUCGAAAUAUUUUGAACUUGGAUGAAGAUGUACUGUAUCACUUGGCAUUUACGAAUAAAAGUAUUGACUUAGAAGCUAAGUUUGGUGAUGUGAAAUUUGUCUGUACGGGUGGAACUAAAGAAAGGCUUAAGGAAUUCGCACUAUAUAUGGCACAGAGACUGGGAAUCAAGAUAGAGGGAGACUUAAGGGAUUGGGCUGAGAAAUCUAAGAGAUUUGCCAUGUAUAAAGUUGGCCCUAUCUUGGCAUUCAACCACGGCAUUGGUAUACCGUCCAUGACCAUUGCCCUCCAAGAGGUUAUAAAAAUGUUGUUCUACGCAAAAGCGAAGAAUCCAAUCUUCUUCAGGAUUGGCACCUGUGGAGGUCUGGGUGUCGAGGCCGGCUCAGUUGUUAUAUCUAAAUGGGGGCUUAAUGGGUAUCUAAAUAAAUCCUAUGAUUUACCCGUUUUGGGAAAAACAUAUAGUAUGCCUUCAUUUUUGGAUAGAAGAGUUGCGCAAGAGUUGUAUUUGGUUGCGAAGGAAAGUAAGAAUGAUUUUCAGACUUACCUUGGAGGAACAAUGGGCUCUGAAGAUUUUUAUCGAGGGCAAGCUCGCCUAGAUGGUCCAUUCUGCAACCAUACUAAAGAGGAGAAGAUGACAUUCCUCAAGGAAUUGGCAAGUAGGGGAGUAAAGAAUAUAGAGAUGGAAGCGACAGCAUUUGCGGCGCUCAUGACUGAAGCUGGCAUUAGGGGCGCGAUUGUCUGCGUGCCUUUCUUGAACCGGCUGCAUGGUGAUCAGGUAACUUCGACUAAGGAGCAACUUACUCAAUGGGAAAACAAUCCCAUGAAAGUAGUUGGAGAUUACAUAGUCAAAUAUUAUGAAAAUCAAAAUCAAUAAAUAUUAUUAACAUGUAUUUUGUAUAAAUAAUGGUUUUAUUGUUUAACAAAUAGUUAUGUGUUGCUAAUAAGUUGCCAGCCUAUUGGUUCCUGAAUCUUCAAAUGACUCUUUUGAACAAAAAAUUUACAAUAAAGUAUACAUAGUUCUAUUUAAAAUAUUUGUGUUAAAGUUACCAUGGGCUGGUUAACAGAACGAUGAGCUGUAGCGAAGAACAAAGAAGAUUUAAUGGCAAAUAAAUAUGACAUAAUAAUACUUAUACCCAGUGAUUAAUAAAUAUGAUUAUAAUUAUAUUUUAUAUUUAUAUUAUUAUAUUAUUAUUACACUGU